AUGGCAUCAUACGACACUGGUUGGGAAGAUGAACUAUUUCAACAUCCCGUUAGCCAAACUUUCCAUUGUGGUAUAUGUCUGAAUGUUUUGAAGGAUCCAGUUUCGUGUAGACAUGAUGAGCAUUUGUUCUGUCGAGCUUGUAUCACCAUACAUCUCAUGAACUUUCAAACAUGUCCAUCGUGUAUGGAACCACUCACUGUCGAAUCACUGCGCCAAGCACCUCGGACCGUAACCAACUUACUUUCCGAAUUAAAGAUCCGCUGUCAAUUCUUCGAUCGUGGUUGCGGACAGUUUGUUGAAUUAGGAGAUCUCGAAAGGCAUGUCACCGACUGUGGGUUUGCCCCAGCAGUCUGCUCUAACGAAGGAUGCCAACUUGAGGUGAAUAAACAAGAUUUACUACACCUUGAAACAGCUGUGUGUGAACUACGCAGAGUCAAGUGCCACAAUUGCAACGAAAUCAGACAAGAGAUGGAUACAGUGAAAGUUAAUUUGGCAGCAAUGAAUGAAAAGUUGAAAGGAGUUGGAGAACAGUCGGCCAGACACGAUAAACAGAUGGACAGAAAGCAGGAGGACGUCAAAACAGAAGUGGUCGCAAAAGUUGAACUGGUUCAAGAACAACUUCGAGGACAACUUAACAAGCAGGAAGAAUGCAAUCGUCAGCUUAAAGCGGACAAUGUAGAAAUGAAAAGAAGUUUAAAUGAAAUUACGAAAUCACCGGGGAAAAAAGAGCAACCAUACAGUCCUACUGGCGGAGUUCUUUUGUUUGUUGCUCUGUUCGACUACGACGCUCGGACUUCUCAGGACUUGACGUUUAGAAAAGGUGAUUAUCUUGAGGUUAAACAAGAAAACACGACCUACGAUUGGUGCUACGCAAAAUCUCGCUCGACAAAGCAAGAAGGCUAUAUACCAAGCAAUUAUGUUGCCGAAGUCAAAACCUUGGAAGCCGAAGAGUAAGUCAAUGCUUUACAUGAUUGUUAUAUUUUUUUUAAAUGGCAAAAAUUUGGUCAGACUGGCUUGAAAAUUCGCGCGAUAUCAACAUUGAAGUGGCUUUAAAAUUUUUCGUUCGGACUUCCUGUCAAAAGUUGCUAAUAUAGAAACCGAAUUUAGCAUGCAUGCCUUUACCCGUGCUUCGCUUUCGGCUGAAUUUAAUACACAUUAUAGAAUAAAAUAAUGUACAAAUAAUCCAUUUCUCUCUAGGACAGUACCUACGAUACCUUAUAGGCAAAUAUAUAUUUCCGUUUGUAAUGGAAUCAUGUCCAAAAUAUUGGUUUCACUUCUUAGAAUUUCAUAAUCAAAUUUGUCGCAGAAUGUAUCAAUUAUGUAUCAAAUUAUACCAUGGAUUGCAACAUAGCGAUUCGAAGUUAUUUGAACACUGUAUUUAAUAAUUAAUCUGUCUCUUAGUUUACUUGACACGCCCAGUUUCAGGAAAUUGAGCCACGUUUACUCAAACUCUCUGAAGCGGUGACUAUUUUGAAUUUCGAGUUUAACUAUUCCAUUUAAUUUUUUGCUUACCUGAGUCCUUUAGCGAGUUUGAGUUCGUGAUGUUCUAUUUGUUAUCAUGAUUACUAUUUUGGAGGUGGGUGCCCUGCAUGGGAACUUUUAUAAGAGUCCCGUUCGUACCUUACCUUUUUGGAUCUACAUUUGAUAUCUAGGUUAUAUUAACUUAAUGUAAUAUUUGUUCUGUUAUUUUCUUUUGUUCAGUGUUAAAAAUUGUGAAUAUCGAUGCAAAUAAAAUUUGUUAAAAUUAAAAAAAAAUUAAAAAUUAAAAUUAAAAUAUGUCAUAGCUUGUAUUGUAUGCAUUGUUGAAUUGUCUUUUGAACAUUUGUCACACAGGAAGUGGCUUUGACAUACCAAAAAAUCCUCAUGUUCAUUAAAGCUUAUUCAAUUAUUUUAAUUGUUUGAUGGCGAUCAAAUUAAUAGUUUAAGUUCGCUGCUUGCUGGUUGAUUGUGCUCAAAUAUAUGAGCCUAUGAGAGGCGUAGUUAGUUACCAUCUUUUUUUUUUCUUGAACAGAGGUCGAAUUCCUACAACUUACUACAGUAUACUGUCUGAAAAUCACAGUGAUUUCUUUAUCUCGCCUAAAGUGAAAGAAAGCGUUGUGCAUCGGUCCGCCGCGGUUUGACGCACAAGCUGCCAUAAUUUUCACUUGAGUCAUCUGUGAUGGUGAACAUAUUAUAAUGGCCAAUUGAAAAACUUCAUUGUGUAAAUUAGGACAAAAUUUUACCUAGAAUUGCCUUCUUUUUUUAACUUGAAUAAUAUAUAUUAUUUUAUUAACAUAUAUUAAUUGUAUUAUAUCAUUUAAAUUCUAGCUGGUUCUAUGGGAAAAUUUCUCGUACAGAAGCGCGGAAAUUCCUUCUGUCCCCCGCAAACAAACAUGGUGCGUACUUGAUCAGAGAAAGAGAGCAUGCAUUAUUUAACAAUUUUGCCCUGUCGGUUCGAGAUGGAGAUGUCGUUAAGCAUUACAGAAUAGAUUGUCAAGCGCUCGAUAACAAACAAGGUUUUUUCAUCACAAAAAGAAGGGAGUUUACGACCCUCCAGGAUUUGGUCGAGCACUAUAAAAAAAAGGCGGAUGGCCUUUGUGAUAAAUUAAGCGCCGCUUGUAGUUAUGAGGUACAGCUUUCUACUUUUCUAAUAGUACAUUAUUUCUUAAUUUAUUAUAUUCAUUAUUUCUUAAUGCAGCUUUUCAUUUUGUGAAACAAACUUGUUUAAACAUCCUUUGUACUCGACUAGUGCGACAGUUUUCUGUCUUCUGAAAGUCUACUUUCACGUGUGCAUACUUGAGCUCUCAUGUGAUUAGAAUAUAUUACUUUUGCUGCCCAAGUGAAAAGUCUUGGGUGAUAACUUCAUAGCUCAGUUUGUAGAGCUUUGGACAUUGCCAUUGUAGGUUCAAUUAUAUCAUUCAUGCAAAAUUUUCAGAUUACUAUGGAGACACUUGGACAGCGUCAUCUUGCCACUUUAAGUGGCAGUGUGUCCUGAUGUGGCCUAUGUUAUUAUUACACUCUGUCUAAUGCCAGAUUAUUUUACUCUGUGUAACAUCAGACGAUUUUACUCAUCAGGGGGAGAGUGCUGCCACUCAAUGGGCUAAUCAAACACCCACUAUGAACAUCCACUUUCCAAGGAUCGUUCUUUAACUGAAUAUAUAGUUAAAACAUGGAAUAAUGUUGGAAAAAUAGCCUCUCCUGAAAAAUUCGCCAGUUUAACAAUUUUUAAAAGCUUUCUGCAUGUGCAUUGGUCAACAGUACUUUUAAUGUUGAUAUGGCAUGCACUUGGUCGCUCACAAGAGACUGCCCCUGCCACACCGUUCUUAAUACGCAUGUUAUGUAAUAUAUAUUUGUAUAUAGUAAAUUAGGUUGAUUUUUUCCUUUUUUUUUGGAGGGGGUGCGCCUAGCAUGGGUCUCUUUGUACUGUUUGCGCUAUACCCUUUGGACUUAAACUUGUAAAUGUUUCUAUAUUUGUCCAAUAAAGCUGAUAAAUAAAUCAUCUCUUCAUCUGAAUACAUACCCAAAAUCAUUACAUUCAUGUUGUAAUGUUUUAGUUGGAAAAACCACAAACAGUUGGGCUGUCCUACAACAUGGCAGAUAAAUGGGAAAUCGACAAGAGCGCAGUGAAAUUCGUAAAAAAGCUUGGCGUAGGAAAUUUUGGAGAGGUCUGGCAAGGAAUCUGGAAUGGCACGACGCCAGUUGCAAUCAAAACCCUCAGAGAAGGAACCGUGCAACCUGAAGCGUUCUUAAAAGAAGCAGAAAUUAUGAAAAAACUGAUACAUCCAAAACUAGUGCAGUUGUACGCAGUAUGUUCGCGUGAAGAGCCAAUAUAUAUUGUAACGGAACUUAUGACGAAAGGUAGUUUGCUGGAAUACUUACACGGAGAAGGUCGAAGUAUUCUUGAUAUGCCAAAGAUGAUCGACAUCUCAGCCCAAGUUGCCGAGGGCAUGGAAUUCCUAGAAUCGCACGGUUUUGUGCACCGUAAUCUUGCCGCGAGAAAUGUCUUAGUUGGCGAUGGCUUGGUUGUCAAGAUUGCCGACUUCGGGCUGUCUCGAGUGCUGGUCAUUGAAGAUAUCUAUGAAGCGCACGAAGGUAUACGCUUUCCAAUCAAGUGAACUGCACCCGAGGCGUGUCUGGAAAAUAAGUUCUCAAUAAAGUCCGAUGUAUGGUCCUUUGGUAUUCUGCUGACUGAAAUAACGACUUUUGGAAGAAUUCCAUAUCCCGGUAUGACCAAUGCUGAGGUACGACAAUCAUCUUUUUCUAUUAAUACUUUUACCGAGUAAUUUUGUUGAGUUUUACCCUCUAAUUCGAUACAGUUAUAGAUGGACUUGAACCAAGUCUACUCAAUAUUAUGGGUAAGGUGUAAAAGAAAUACCUGUGGUUCCAGUUCCCGACCAACCCUAUUUUUUUCUGGCAACCCUAUUAUUUUUUCAACGCGAUUGACCGUGCGACCCUAUUUUCUCCAGGUGGUUGUGGGCUGCUCAUACAGUGUGCCAAAAUGGCGUCUGUUGUCACACUAAUAUUCAACCAAAUUGCCUAAAUUUGUUCAUAAGAAAUACGCAUUUGUAGCUAAUAUUGAUGUCGGGACUCUACUGCAAAUCGCCCAGCAAAAAAACUGCCAAAACCAUGAAAAAAUAUUUUUAAAAAAAUGUAUUUCCGACCUACCGACCCUAAUUUUUUCACGAUAUGAAACCGGAACCACAGGUAUUUUUUUACACCUAAAGGUUUACUUCGAUCACCCCAAAAUUGAGUAAAUUUUCUCAUAAAUGUUUUGCAGUGUAUCAGUACAUUUAGCUUUCAACAAUUUUUAGUGAUACGAAAGGUUGCUGACACGAACUACAGAAUGCCCAAACCCGCAAAAGUUCCGGAGAAACUCUACGCCAUCAUGUUAAAGUGUUGGUCAGCCGCAGCCGAAGAACGACCGACUUUCGAAACCCUCGCUUGGCAGUUAAAGGACUACUACCAGGACAAUUAA
Molecule: messenger RNA, 4954 nt
Organism: Paramuricea clavata
Lineage: Eukaryota; Metazoa; Cnidaria; Anthozoa; Malacalcyonacea; Plexauridae
Source: the annotation of a GenBank genome assembly